UCUGGGAGGUAGGAGGGCUUCUGACCCGCGGCUUCUUCCACCUCCAGAGAAGCUGCGGUGGCGGGAAAGACCCCUCCCCUUUGGGGGACAGUGGGUGACGCUGAGAGUGUCAAUGCUCUGACGACUGGACACUAGCCCCCAGUUGCCGUCCAGAAGGAGAUCAAUGGAUAUUAUAAAGGGAAACUUAGAUGGAAUUUCAAAACCAGCCUCAAAUUCAAGAACACGUCAUGGGAGCAGAGGUUCAAAUGCUUCUUUGGAGGUGCUCUCACCAGAACCAGCAUCCUUCAAGGUUGAUACUGCAAUCAAUCUGAACUGUGGUAAAGAAGGCCACUCAGAAGGCAGUAGUAAUACAGAGGAAGGUAGAAACAGUAAUGAUGAUAAAGGGGAAAACUACUCUGAGAAAAUAAAACUGGCUGAAGAGGGAUCAGAUGAAAAUUCGAACUUGGUUCAGCAUCAGAUAAUCCCUGAAUGUUCAGAUGAAUCUGAAAUAAAAGAAUUAGAUUCUCAACUUCAAGACGCUAUUCAGAAGAUGAAGAGGCUUGAUAAGAUAUUGAUGAAGAGACAACACAGAGAAAAAGAAAUCAAGAAGCAAGGUCUAGAAAUGAGAAUAAAGCUGUUUGAAAAACUUAAGUCUGCAAAAAAUGGUGAAGCUUUACAAAGUAAUGAGGAGAUGGAAAGUACAAAAAACUUUCUAGCUUUAACUGCUGCAUCAGAAGAAACUGUUGAUCCUUCUUGCUAUGAGCACGAAGAUACCUUUUUCUCUGUGUUUCACACUCAAGUCCCUCCAGAAGACUAUGAAAACUGUAUACAGAAUGUCAAUAAAGAUUUUACGUAUGGUGUGGAAAGAAAUGAGUCAUUGAUCAAAGCAGAAAAGAAACCUUUCUCAAAUACAGAAAAGAUUGAGCUCAGGGGUAAACACAGCCAGGAUUUUAUUAAGCGAAACAUUGAGUUGGCCAAGAAUUCAGGACAACCAGUAGUUAUGAUUGACAGAGAGAAGAAAAGGCUGGUUGAACUUUUGAAGGACUUGGAUAACAGUGAUUCGGGGCUGUCCAGUUCUGAGGGAGAUCAGUCUGGCUGGCUGGUCCCGGGAGAAGGAUACACACCUGCAGUCACCCAGCAUGAGCAGCUUGCUAAUAUUGAUACAAAACUCCAAGAACUUUCUGCUGUUUACCCAACAAUUUCCAGCUCUUCUCCAAGACCUGAACAUCAGAAUGAGGAGGAACCUGACCUUAAUGGUGAUGAUAGAAAUACAGAAAUAACUCCAGGAGAAAAGGUACUUCAGAAUACCAAAGAGCAACGGGAUCAGCAGAAUCGGUUGAGAGAGAUAGAUGAAAAGCUAAGAAAGAUGAAGGAAAAUGUGUUAGAUUCAACAUCACUUCUCUCUGAGGAACAGUUAAGGUGUCUUCUGGAUGAAUGCACACUUAAACAAAAAUCCAUGAUUAGACUGUCUUCAGAAAGAGAAAAGAAAGACAUUGAGGAUAUAACACCUGAGUUGCCCCAGCUUUCCAGAUCUAUUCUCUCUGAGUCACUAGAUGAGUCAAAAACAAAGGUCAAAAGCACUGAGGUGGAAGACGCAAAUAUGCCUGAGAAUGCCGAAGGUGAAACAUCUAGAGGCUACUAUCUGACCAAAGCCUCGACUGGGCAUUUUAUGUCAGAAGCUCUUGUCGUUGAAGCAAAGAAUAUGAAAUGCCUCCAGCUUUCUGAGGACAAGGUUAUUGGUGACACAAAAGACUAUUUUAUGUCAAAGACUCUUGGCAUUGGGAGACUGAAAAGGCCCUCUUUCUUGGAUGAUCCACUGUAUGGCGUCAACGUGAGCCUUUCAUCCGAAGACCAACAUCUGAAACUCAGCCCUCCAGAGAAACCCAGACCAGAUGAACAGGAGACUGAAGAUGUAACAGAAGAAUGUAAAGAAUCUUAAGCAAAGACUUGCUGGGGUGUGCUUUUAAGAAAGCUGGUAAAUUAAAUUAAAUCACAUUUUUUCCAAAUUCUUUGAAUUCAAUGAAUUCAUUAUAGAGACCAUUCCUCAAAUGAUGAUUUUAAUGUUUGGAUUCUCUCUUUCUGGAUCACAUUUCCUUGAUAUUUUUGAGACUCGUGGUAUAAUUGUUCAGUGGUUUUUCCUCAUCGAAAUUCCUGGGAAAAUUUUUUAUUGCUAAAUUUGCAACAUCAGGGAUACGUUAUAGAAACCAACAUUUAUGUAUGUGUGCUACGUUAAAACUAGUUGAAAUGCUAUGAUUGUUUUGUAUUUGAUUUGAUACGUUGCCACUUUAUUGUGAUUUAGACAGAUUUGAUCACCAUGAAUUGUAGCUUUGCCCCUGCUUUCCCUUCUUUCCUCCUCUCUAAUGCCUGUUAAGUAAGUACAACUUGCCGUGGAGAGAAAUGAAUUUUCUCAACAAAGCAAUGUUAGGCUAUCCUUGCUAUCUUAUUAGUAAUGGUACUUUUCAUAAGCAGAAGUUUGACUGAAUUAUUACAUAUAUUAUAUUUAGUUAUUUUCUUUCAGAGUUUGCCUUUUACAAUGCAGCAAAUAAAGAUCAGCUACUUAAAAAAAAAUAACCUGUGGUACUAUUUGAAGAGAGAGGGUUUGUUAGUUACAAGUGAGUAGCCUGGAUUCAUGAGAACAUUUUAUGUCAA
Molecule: messenger RNA, 2628 nt
Organism: Globicephala melas (long-finned pilot whale)
Lineage: Eukaryota; Metazoa; Chordata; Mammalia; Artiodactyla; Delphinidae
Gene: FSIP1
Product: fibrous sheath interacting protein 1
Source: RefSeq, a predicted model, not a curated record